Oncorhynchus nerka (sockeye salmon) is the source of this 4317-nucleotide messenger RNA. RefSeq names its product AT-rich interactive domain-containing protein 5B-like. Gene Ontology annotation, molecular function: transcription cis-regulatory region binding. Lineage: Eukaryota; Metazoa; Chordata; Actinopteri; Salmoniformes; Salmonidae. Gene Ontology annotation, biological process: regulation of transcription by RNA polymerase II. Gene Ontology annotation, cellular component: nucleus. The record is from RefSeq and is a predicted model, not a curated record.
AUGGGUUUCCAUGGCCAAGCAGCCGCACACAAGUCUAAGAUCACCAUGCGCGAUGCCAAGCGUCGGCUGGAGAGGUGUACAGAUCACCGCCAUUGGGCUCUGGAGCAGUGGAAACACGUUGAUGAGGUCCUGGCUGUGUCUGAGAAGGUGGUGGUGAAGUUACAGGACCUGGUCAGAUGGACUGUAUGGGACUCUUCAGGCUGGAGCAGGGGCCUGAAGGCUGCACCUCUAAAGCCCAGUGAGAUGCUCCAAGAGCUGGAGAAGAAUGGACAGAGAGACACCCCCGUCCUCCACCGGUACAGAGAGUCAACACUCAACAGAGGCCUCAACUUCAAAGACCUUUUAAAGGACAAGACUCAACUAGGUGAUGACGGGGACCAGAAGCGUGUGUCGGUGCUGUCUUACCCCCAGUAUUGUCGCUACCGUUCCCUAUUGGCCCGGCUGAAAGAAAGACCCGCCUCCCUCCUCACCUCACAGGUGGUUCUGGCCCUGGGGGGCGUGACCUCACUCACAGACCACACCCACAUCCUGUACUGCAGGGACACCUUUGAACACCCCACCCUCAUCGACAACGACAAUGUCUGUGAUGAGUUCGCUCCCAACCUGAAGGGCCGGCCUCGGAAAAAGAAGCUGUCCGUCUCGCAACGCUGCGACUCCCAGAAUACACCAGCAGGCAAGGAGACGUGCAACACAGAGGGCAAGGCCCCUGCCAAGGUGAAGCCUGAGUUCAAGGCAGUGCUGUCCAGGUGGCCUAAAGGAAUCAGUAGAGGCAGCAGCUGCUGUAAGAGGGUCUCCCCUAAAGGAGGAGGAGGUGAGGAGUGUCCUCCUGAUGGACAGGCCUUCCUAGUAGCUCUGUAUAAAUACAUGAAGGAGAGGAGGACGCCCAUAGAGCGGAUCCCCUACCUGGGCUUCAAACAGAUAAACCUUUGGAGCAUGUUUCAAGCAGCAGAGACCCUUGGAGGAUAUGAGCUGAUCACAUCGCGCCGACAGUGGAAACAUGUUUAUGACGAGUUAGGAGGAAACCCAGGAAGCACCAGCGCUGCAACCUGCACCAGACGACACUAUGAAAGGCUUAUCCUGCCCUAUGAGAGGUUCACUAAAGGAGAGGAAGAUAAGCCCCUCCCCCUAUCCAAACCCCGUAAAGACCUCACCACCCAGCAGGAGGUCCCCAAGACCAAGGUUCCCACGGUGACGCGGUGCCCCAAAGAGGAGCAACACCCACAAAACCCCCAACCCCCCAGGACUGAACAGGACCCCUGUGCUAAAGGCCUGGAACUCUCACCAGAGUGUGAGGAGAAGGAAAGUAGUCCGGAGGAGGAGGGAGUCAAGGUGAAGCAGGAGGUGCCCCUGCCGGCUGGUGAGGUGAGCAGGAGCACCAGUGAAGAGGAGGAGGAGGAGCCAGUAGCGGUCUGCAUCAAGGAGAGGGUUCUACACCAAGGAGUUUCCUGGGAGAACAACGAGAAGCCACCUUCAGACACCACUACACUCCACUUCUUCCCUGUAGACACUCCCACUCCAAUAAACCACUCCCACCCUCAGGACCAAUGGCAAAAGGAGCUGCCUGACUAUGCCAACCCAUGUCCCCAGGCCAGGCUGGACCAGUCUGGGUUGACUGAGGAGCCCCAGGGCCCUAACCCUGGCAUGGUGGGCAUAGUGGAGGUGGUGCUCCCCAUUCGGCAGAGGUCCCUACAGUCCCCCAGGGCUCCAGAGGACACCACCGACAGAGCACAGCUCCCUGGACAGGACCACUCCUGUUACAGAUACUCUACUAUACUCUACCCAGGCAGAGCCCAUCCUGGACCUGGCAUCAACCAUCCAGGCACCAACCCUGGCAUCAACCAUCCAGGCACCAACCAUCCAGGCACCAACCCUGGCAUCAACCAUCCAGGCACCAACCCUGGCACCAACCAUCCAGGCACCAACCCUGGCAUCAACCAUCCAGGCACCAACCAUCCAGGCACCAACCAUCCAGGCACCAACUCUGGCACCAACCAUCCAGGCACCAACCCUGGCACCAACCAUCCAGGCACCAACUAUGGCACCAACCAUCCAGGCACCAACCCUGGCACCAACCAUCCAGGCACCAACCAUCCAGGCACCAACCAUCCUGGCACCAACCAUCCAGGCACCAACCAUCCAGGCACCAACCAUCCAGGCACCAACCAUCCUGGCACCAACCCUGGCACCAACUCUGGCACCAUGUCUGAUCUAGCCAAGAAGAAGCUGCUCUCUCAGGUCAAUGGAACCACCCCUGGGCCAUCUCUGCCCAAUCACUACGCCAUUGGCCCGCCCCCACCCCUCAUCAACACAAGCCUGGCUAUUUGCAACGCAGAGGAGUCGGCCAGUCAGCCAAUAGCAGGCUGUCAGGGUUCCUGCAGCACAGGCACAGCUGUGGUCAAACGUCCGUCUGUCAUCCAGCAUGCCCAGAGCUUCAAGCCCCUGUUCUGCGAGACAGGGGACAGGAGGGAGGGGGAGGGCCGGAACAGGAACAUGUAUAAACCAGGGGAACCCUGCUCUCCCUGUGACCUGACCCAGCACCACCCUAACUCUCCCUAUGACCUGACCCAGCCCCACCCUAACUCUCCCUAUGGCCUGACCCAGCCCCAUCCCCAGCCCCACCCUAACUCUCCCUGUGACCUGACCCAGCACCAUCCCCUAUCCCAUCUACCCCCCAAGACUAUACACCAUCCCCAGCCCCACCCUAACUCUCCCUGUGACCUGACCCAGCACCAUCCUAACUCUCCCUGUGACCUGACCCAGCACCAUCCUAACUCUCCCUGUGACCUGACCCAGCCCCACCCUAACUCUACCUAUGACCUGACCCAGCCCAACCCUAACUCUCCCUGUGACCUGACCCAGCACCACCCUAACUCUCCCUGUGACCUGACCCAGCCCCACCCUAACUCUCCCUGUGACCUGACCCAGCCCCACCCUAACUCUCCCUAUGACCUGACCCAGCCCCACCCUAACUCUACCUAUGACCUUACACAGCCCCACCCUAACUCUACCUAUGACCUGACCCAGCACCACCCUAACUCUACCUAUGACCUGACCCAGCCCCACCCUAACUCUACCUAUGACCUGACCCAGCACCACCCUAACUCUACCUAUGACCUGACCCAGCCCCACCCUAACUCUCCCUAUGACCUUUACCUACGGAGUAUUGAGACGCCCCAACCUGGCCACAUUACCAGAUUCCUGCCUGACUUCUCUCCCCCCCUCCACUCCCAGAACCUCCACAGUUUGUACAACCAUACAGAGACACACGUCAGCCAGUUCAUCAGCAGCAGGGAGAGGGUGACCGCCUUACCCAGGGACUGUGAGGCAGCGCCUGGCCCGGGAGGGCCGCAGUUCCCCUCCUCUAAACACCCUGACACAAUGGGUCUGGGGGGCUACUGUGCCCGUAUAAACCUCCUGACCCCCAACCUGACCCCUCACACACUAAGAGACAUGACGUCUCUCGUACAGACAAGCUCAGAAGACCAACCCACAGACUUAAGUCUUCCCAAGUCCUCUCCUCACAAACCUACCCCCUCCACUGCCACCCCUCCCUUCACAACAACCCCCACCCCUCAUGCCCCUCCAGGAUAUGGGAGGUUCUGUAGAGUCCCCCCCAUGACCAUGUCCUCCAGCCCCAGACAUCCUGCAGACCCCCAGCCUAACCACAGGGGGAAGACCCUGAAUGGCCAGAGUGGAGGAUGGGAGGACCAGGGGCUGGGACACAAGAUGGAGGAGCUAAACAGACCCAUCCUAGGCACCAAGAAUACGUCCAGACCCCAGAACAACGUGUGCACGGCACGCCCACUGAAGAGGAGUCUGGAGGAGCGGGAGAACGGGGCCCCAGAGAGGAAGAUCAGAGCUGUCACUCCCAUGCACUCCUCCUCUUCCUCCUCAUCCUGUACAACCAGGGACAGAGACAGGGAGGGCCACUCGGAGUGGAAGGUCAGGACCCCAGCGCUGGAGGGGUGGUACCAGCCGACCCCAGCCAGCCCCGAGGCCUUCAUUUCUCAGAUCCAGGAUAUGUGUGAGGGCCUGGGCCCCCACAGGCCCCUGGGGUACCACCCCCUACAGUACCUGAAGAACCAGGCCGGCCUCUCUCCUCUGGUCCCGCCCUUCGCUUUCCACUCCUUCAUGAUGCAAAGACAGGCUCACAGCCCCGCCCACAUGUACCGGCACCCUAUGGGAGCCUCGUAUGGGGAACUGUUGCAUCAUGGUCUACACCCCAUGUCUUCCAUGUCUGCCCUCAACACACAGCAACACCCAGACAUCAGCCCCUCACAGCUCUCCUCUGUCAAACCAAACACCAAACUAUCAUAA